CACGUUUUUCGGCGCGCUUUUGACGCCAGACGACCUCACUGUGAAACCAGAGAACUGGGUGGGAGUAAGCGGAGCGGCUGUUCAGAAGCCCGUGCUGGUAACAACCGGCUUCUAUCGCGAUUAGCAACCGUCGCCGCUGGUAGUUCCCCGGAGGAAAAAUAACCACAGUGGACUUUCGCCUGCGAGUGGUGAGCUCCAUCUUUGAAACAAAACCAGAAGUGUGGAGUAAUGAGAGUGGGGGAGUGAAGGAGGCAGGUGUCCCAGUAGAACUUUGGCAAGUGGGAGGCCAAGCAAGAAUGCUGGAGGCAGAGGCAGACCCAGCAGAUACAGCUGUAGAGAGAGAAGAAAUCGAGAUGGGGAGCGGAGAAUUGAAGACUGAGGUGGUACGGCUGACUCUGGAGCUCCAGGAGGCCACAGAGGAGAAGCUACAGGCAGCCCGCUAUGGCCUGGUGGUGCUGGAGGAAAGUGCUGCUCUCAAGAUGAAACACAGGCAGCUGGAAGAGGAGUAUGAAACCCUCAAAGGGGAGCUUCAGCAGCUCAAAGAGGCAUUUUCAGAUUCUGUGAGCAGCCAAAAGCGUGCAGCUGCUGAUGGAGAGUGCCGGGAGGAGAACCUGCUACAGGAGACUGCCUCUAAGGAGGCUGCCAUGGCAACCCGACUAGAGGAAGUCCAGGCAGAGCUUAAGCAAGCACGUCUUGCUCUGAGCAAUGCCCAUGCAGAUAUCGAUAGGUUGGGGGUGGUCACCACCCAGCUAAAGAAGGAGUGUGAGUGUCUGGAGGGCGAAAAGGGCCAUCAGAGGGAUGAGAUGAAGGAAUAUAAAGUACGUGAGCUGCGCCAGUUGCAGGACAAUGGCGAAUUAGAAGAAGAAAACAUAUCUCUGCAAAAACAGGUGUCUGUGCUCAAGGAAAACCAGGUUGAGUUUGAAUCGAUAAAGCUCGAGCUGACCCACAAGAACGAGGAGCGGGAGGAGCUGCGAGCUCAGAUGGAGGAGGAUGCAAGGCUGAGGGAGAUAGCUGAGAGGCAGCUGGAUGAGGCCCUGGAAGCCCUGAAGGAGGAGAGGGAGCAGAAAAACUGUCUGCGACGAGAACUCUCCGCCCUGACCCUUAACCCCUUCGAUUCUAUGGGGAACCUGGAGCUCCAUUUGGAGCAGCUGGAUGACAGCCAGGAGGGAGAGGACCAGGACAGUGGCAUUAAUAAUGGUCCUGGGUCUGCUCCCAGUUCUGCUCACCCUCCUCACUUGGGGGGCUCCAAAAGUAAUGGCCUCAUCCAGCGCUACUCCACUCCACGCAGCAGUGACGUAUUCCUGCGUGCUCCCGCCUCCGGGCUGGUGUCGGACCUGCUGAGUGAGCUGCACUUUUCAGACAGCCAGAAACUAAAACAGCAACUCUUACAGGCUGAACGAGAGAAGUCCGGUCUAAUGAGCAAGGUGGAGGAACUGCAGAUGCAGCUGGUAAUGUCCAAACAGGCAUUCAGUCAGCAAGCAGACAAGCUUGGAUCUCUCACGCAACAGCUGGAAGCUGUGCAGAGCAGCCAGCAGCACAACCACGAGGCAGGAGACAGGGGAGAUGAUGAGACGGAGAAUGGAGAAGGUAGCAAUGCAGUCUUUGACUACGAGGUCGACACCAAGAGCAAGGAGGUGCUGGAGGCGCGAAUGCGUUCUGCCAGCGAAGAGCUUCUGACGCUACGAGAUGAACUGUCUCAGGCGGGAGCUCGCUACAACACCCUGGAGCAAAGAUACAAGCAGGAGAAGGAUCGAUGGCGGGCAGAGGCCCAGGAUCUGGCUGACAAAAUCCGUCAGUGCAUCAAGUCCAGCAAGCAGGACCAAGAGCGCAUCAGUGAGCUGGAGAAGGAGAUUGGAGCCACGCGGAAAGUAGCCAUUGAUUCAGAAGGGCAUUUGAGCGUCGCCCAGGAAGAGCUGCUGGCGUUCUCUGAGGAGCUGUCCAACCUCUAUCACCACAUUUGCGUGUGCAACAACCUGACGCCCAAGCGAGUCACCCUGGACUAUUACCGUGAUGGUGCCAGGGCGAGUUUGGCAGGAGGUAGUGCGCGGAGAUCACACUACGUCCAGCAAAACUCCCAGAAGAAGCCGCGAGCCAAUGACAUGUUCGUCUCCAAAGCUUCCGUGUUGCAGUUCAUGGGGGAGGUGGACAGUGCAGGAGCCAGCGGCGACUCUCCUAAUUGCCCUGGAUCGCCCACCCUGGAUUUCAGGGACCCUUCAAACGUCUGCAACUUGGUAGCGGUCAUCCGUUGCCAGAUUAAACACCUCCGGGUGGCAGUGGACCUCUGUCGUCAGAGGGGCGCGAUGCCUUACUCGGGGUUCAGCAGCAGCGGAGAGUCGGAGCGGGAUGCGGAAAGCCUAAUGGAAGAAGUACUAAAACUCAAGUCCCUUCUCAGCACUAAGAGAGAACAGAUUGCUACCCUCAGGACUGUCCUCAAGGCUAACAAACAGACAGCAGAGUUGGCCCUGUCCAAUUUGAAAACUAAGUACGAGACCGAGAAGAGCAUGGUGUCCGAGACCAUGAUGAAGCUGAGGAACGAGCUCAAAGCCUUGAAGGAGGACGCCGCCACUUUCUCUUCACUGCGAGUCAUGUUUGCCAGUCGGUGUGACCAGUAUGUCACCCAGUUGGAUGAGAUGCAGCGGCAGCUGGCAGCAUCCGAGGAUGAGAAGAGGACCCUGAAUUCACUGCUGCGUAUGGCCAUACAGCAGAAACUGGCUCUUACUCAGCGUUUGGAGGACCUGGAGGCCCCCCUGUCUCCCCACAGCUUGAACAGCAGCCCACGCCGCUCCCGGGCCAAAGAGCUGGCCACCAAGUCGGGCCGGGCGGCGAGGAGCCCCCGGAGCAGUCCUGCUCGCCCCCCAUUGAGAAGCAGUCCACGGGCCAGCCCUGUUCUCGGCGGCAGCGUUUCUGCAUUGGCCACGCACCACCUGCGAGGUUUAACCCGAAGUCUCCACACAAGCCCUCGCUGAAACACUCCUUCCAUCACUCCAAACCCUCUCUUCUCCAUAAGGACCUGUCUUCAUGUUGACUCCCCGGCUCCCACCUCCUUUCCUGACUCGAGACAUCCUGUCCAUCCCAGAUACGAUGCAACAUUUCCCAGUCUACUUACCAGAACCAUGGAUUUAAAAAAAACAAAAAAAACAAGUUUAAAUAAUGCUCUCAUCCCGCCCACUUGGUUAUCUCUGCUUGGAUCGGAGAAACCUGCAUGCAGCCUGGAGCAGGAUGAAGAGACAAAUGUGCUGCUCAUCGCUCUGUGAAGUCAUUGACCGCGUCUUGUCCCGAGUGGAUCCAACUUUCUGGUCUUGUUUGAGGCUGCUGUGUGUUGUGGUGAACCAGUGACAGUAUUUAUUCCAGAAUGAGGGAUGUUUCAUGUGCAGUAUUUACGGUCCUCAGACUUUGAGUCAAGGAUCUGAUCUUUUGUAAGGCUCUAUGUCUUUACACUCUUGCCUAUAGUCUGGCAUCCUGGUCAGACCGGUCUGGCAUCUUGUAGUGUCUGUAAGCCAUUAGAUAACCUAUGAUAACUCUCCCAGGUAGUUGUUUUUGUAGAACAAUGCAGCCGUAAUAACAUAUUUGCUAUCCCAAAAUUAGAGAGCGUGCUACUGUCUUGAGGUUCCUUCCUUUCACUGGUGGUACAGUUAGAUGCCCUUUUUUGUUUUGUCCUGUGACUGGCCGCUCCCUUUUUAAUGAAGGUCAGCAAAAAUGCUGUUUAAUUGAUGGAAAUAAAUCAGCCAUAAGUUCACCACCUCAGGUCAAGCAGAGUAAUCAGAUUCAUGAUUUGGGAGAUUCCUAAUGAGCAUCUUACUUUGCAAACUAUGCAGACCAAGUCAGGCUGAAGCCGGUGCACAUCCUGCUGUUCUUUAGAGUCGGGGUGGGUUUUGAAACUUUCCUUCACUUAAGUGCAUAGAGGCUGGCUGCAGCUGCUUUACAACAGCCAUUUAGCACAUCUGGGCAUUGCAAGCUUCCCAUUGGCUAAUGUAACGUCCCACUCGCAUCACUUAAACAUUCAAGUGGCUUGGUUUAGACAACUAUCGUGUUGGGCCAUGCUCAUUUCUCUUGGCUACAUAAUCAUAACAGUCCCCAUUCAGCUUCAGCUUUUUCUCACUCCUUUGAACAACUAAGCAACGAUACUCAUGUUUUGUAUUCCAUCAUUUAAUGUCACCAUGCUUCUGUCUGUCACCAUAGCUGAUGUUGUAAUGAACUAUUAUCCCACAACACACUAGUUUUCGUCUCCUGAGGCUACAGCAUCCGUUGCGUUCAGUUAGCAAUGCUAAUAAUGCUAGCAGGCUGCUGUUGGAGCUUGUAGAAACAAUUAACUGUUAAUUAAAAAGCAUUACACAGUGCUUUGCAUCUAGUAGCAUAUUAUGACUUAAAAGUAAGAGUAAUUAAAUUUCACGAAACAAAAUAGUUUAAAGCGAGGCGUAACUCCAAUGUGACGUUGCUUUGCUCUGAAGAGCUCCACGCGCGAAGAAAAGACACAAAGAAGAAGAAAAAGAACCUGCUGAUUACCCAACAUGGGUUGCUUAUAGAGUAGUUUGAUGCCAGGGCAGCAGCACAGAUGUAAACAUUGGCACUGUAACAACACCUGCCUCACUGAAUGCAGUUAAUAUCUGAAUUGACCUGCAGUAGACCAAUCAUGACCUUUUGAAGACAACAUUUGGAAACGGCCGUUUAAAAAAAAAAAAAAAAACGAGAACCGAGUGCAAGAAAAUGUUGAUUCCCUUUUUUUGUUUUAAACUCAACUGUCCUGUGGUUUAGUAGAAGAGGCCACGACCUGCCGAUUUGUUUUUGGUGCCUUGGUUUUGAUUUGGUCUGUUUUUAGAUUACAUCACCUUUUAACACUGUAGCUGUGAUUUUGACGGUAUGAUUUUGAAGGUAUGUUUUAUUUACUUUCCCAUAAAGCAGUGUUAGCGCUGAUUAAGGGGAUAUCUCAUUUUGGUAAAUAUUUUCACUUUUUAGCUUGCAUGCCUUAGGAACAGAAAUGAUUUCUGAUGAGAACUCAUUAGUUAGUAACUAAUAAAUAAUGAAUGCAGAAAAUCAAGAACAUAAUGUCUGAUUAACAUUAUAGAAAGAAGGUUAAAUUUCUCGCUAAGAAGUGGAAAUGCUUUAACAUUAUGUCAUAUUUCUUCGAAGGAUGUAAAUAGAUUUCUUAAUCUAUUUAAUUCACUGCAGAUGUGUAUAAUUUAAUUACCAUUGUUGUAUAAUAUUUUAACUGUAUUUAUGUGGUCUGCGUUCCGUGUCUGUAAAUUGUAAUAGAGGAUGACGUGCACACCCCAUAACACAUCGGAUGGUUCUCAACUCUUUGUGUGUGUGCAAUAUUUCCUUUCAUUGACCUGUGAACCGCUUUUGUCAUGAAGAAUAAAAACGAGCCAACACUGUA
Cyclopterus lumpus (lumpfish) is the source of this 5374-nucleotide messenger RNA. RefSeq lists its product as uncharacterized. Gene Ontology annotation, molecular function: cytoskeletal adaptor activity; dynein complex binding; dynactin binding. Gene Ontology annotation, biological process: protein localization to organelle; microtubule anchoring at microtubule organizing center; regulation of microtubule cytoskeleton organization. Gene Ontology annotation, cellular component: Golgi apparatus; cytosol. Bases 297 to 2966 code for a protein of 889 amino acids. NCBI's taxonomy places the organism in Eukaryota, Metazoa, Chordata, Actinopteri, Perciformes, Cyclopteridae. The record is from RefSeq and is a predicted model, not a curated record. The transcript is spliced from 10 exons.